Messenger RNA from Sardina pilchardus (European sardine), 1410 nucleotides. Its product is annotated as SRSF protein kinase 3. Gene Ontology annotation, cellular component: cytoplasm; nucleus. Lineage: Eukaryota; Metazoa; Chordata; Actinopteri; Clupeiformes; Clupeidae. Gene Ontology annotation, biological process: spliceosomal complex assembly; intracellular signal transduction; regulation of mRNA processing. The transcript is spliced from 13 exons. Gene Ontology annotation, molecular function: protein serine/threonine kinase activity; ATP binding. The record is from RefSeq and is a predicted model, not a curated record. The coding region runs from base 1 to 1347 and encodes 448 amino acids.
AUGUCUACAGGCACAGAGCUCCAUCUACCUCACUUACCAGGGAACAGGGUGGCAGGUCAGGGCCUCUGCUGUGACGGCGGCUGGCAAGGCAUGCUGGCCUGCAGUUCCUACUGCCUCUGCUCCGCUCGCCGGGAAACUGGGGAAUGUCUAAAAGUAGUCGUAGCCCAGGCUGAGAAGAUCCCAACACUGGCAGAGCUGAAUCAACUGGGGUAUCUGGAGCCGAGAGGCCCUGAGGAUCGUGAGGAUCCCCACGAGUACUGCUACGGUGGCUAUCACCCAGUUGAAAUAGGAGACAUUUUCAACAAAAGAUAUCAAGUGGUGUCCAAACUGGGUUGGGGCUUCUUCUCCACUGUCUGGCUCUGCCUGGAUCUCAGAUCAGGGAGGCGUGUUGCAGUGAAAGUGCUGAAGAGUGGCACUGGCUUCACCCAAGCAGGCCAGGAUGAGCUAACCCUGCUACGCUGUGCCAGUGGUCCAACUGCUCGCCACCAAAUGAGCAAGCACAUUGUCCAGCUACUAGACGAGUUCAAGGUGGCAGGGAAGAACGGAGUCCACAUUUGCCUUGUACUGGAACUACUGGGGCCAGACCUGCGCUGCUGGCAAGUGUGUAUGGGCAACCCGGGCCUCUCCUUAAGCUGUGUCAAACGGGUCAUCACACAGGUUCUGGAGGGUCUGGACUACAUGCACACGCACUGCAAAAUCAUCCACACGGACAUCAAGCCCGAGAACAUCCUGCUGUGCUUGGAGUCGCAGUCCCACCUGCGCACAGCAGAGGGCGCAUCACACAAGUUUCUGGGCUAUGUGGCUACCGUGGAGAAUACUACAGGUACAGAGAAAUUCAACCUGGACAAAAUCACAGUGAAGAUAGCAGACUUGGGCAGCUCGUGUUGGGUGUACAAGCACUUUUGCGAGGAGAUCCAGACCCGACAGUACCGCUCCCUGGAGGUUCUGCUGGGCUGUGACUACGGAACACCUGCAGACAUCUGGAGCGUGGCCUGCAUGGCUUUUGAGCUUGUAACUGGUGACUCGCUGUUUGAGCCCAAAGGAGGGAAGAGCUUUUCACUUGAAGAAGAUCAUAUUGCUCACAUAAUUGAACUUCUCGGCAAGAUACCCCCUGCUAUUGCACUAUCUGGGAAAUAUUCCUUUGAGUACUUCAACAACAGAGGUGACCUGCGUCGGAUCGCUGUCCUGCGGCCGUGGAGCUUGUACGAGGUGCUGGUGGAGAAAUACCACUUCUCCCUGAGGGACGCGACUCUCUUUGCUGACUUUCUGCUGCGCAUGUUAGACUUCCUGCCGGAGCGACGGGCCACUGCCGCUCAAUGUCUCAAACAUCCUUGGUUCAGCUGCUGACAUUUGGGGCCUGGCACAGGACCCGCAGUCCGUCUCACAGCGCCCCAACACCGAGACGGAACU